Molecule: messenger RNA, 381 nt
Organism: Penicillium waksmanii
Lineage: Eukaryota; Fungi; Ascomycota; Eurotiomycetes; Eurotiales; Aspergillaceae
Exons: 2
Coding region: 1-381 (126 amino acids)
Source: RefSeq, a predicted model, not a curated record
AUGAUGCGGCUCAUGCAGAAAUAUGACAAAGAUCAAGGCGUUGUUGGCGUGAAUGAUCUGGAGCGAUGGCCAAUCGAUUCUGCCGCUGUGGGUUUUUUGUCCGCUACCGAGACGGCAGGAUCAAUCAAGUCUCUGAAUCAUCAACCCCUGUUGGCGGGGAAGCACCGCCCAAGCGAUGAUCUGGUCGUUCUCGCAAGAGCAGCUCUGCUCUCCAGUAGUGUGAAUUUCAUUUACAAUCCCGAGUUCCAAUCGCUAACGGACCAAGAUAUGGUGCACAGUUCUCAGAUAUUCGCAAGUUCUCAUCAUGGUCGUACGGCCUCACCAAUAUGCAACAUUCUACGCGUCUCCUACAGUUCUAUUUUUAAAAAGUCUCUCUACUAA